AUGGCGGAUCAGGCGAACAAGUACGAUGGCUUGCUGGCCAAGUACGCCGAGCUGAAGCAGAAGCACACGGUGCUGAAGCGAGCCAUGAAGGAGAUGCAGGCCCAACAACAGCAAGGCCAGCAACAACAUGGCCAGCAUGGGCAGCAAGGGCAGGGGCCGUCUGAAGGUUAUGCGGACGCAACCAUGAGCCUCAAGGAGCAACUUCGUGGCCGAGAUCAGCGUAUCCGCGAUCUACGGCAAGAACUGGACGCCAUGACCUUCCAACGCGACCAGCUGUCGCGCCGCGUGGAGGUGCUGCAGGAGGAUGUGCGGCAGUCGUCAUCUGCGGGCAGCCGCUCGAAGAAAGGCCAAAUCGCCAAGCUCAACGAGGCCAUGGCCAUCCAGGGCGAGGAGUUGCAGAGGAAGAUUGAGGAGAACGCAAAACUGCACACGCUCGUCUCCGACCUCAACAACAAACUUGCAGACAUGCAGCGCAGAUACAAGCAGGCCAUGGCGCAGGCAAAGGCGAGCGCACUCGGUGCGACGGCUGAUGCGACGCGGGAGUUGCAGCAGCAACUUGACGAGAGGACAGAGGAGGCAGAGAGGCACAAGUUCAACACAAUCCAGCUGCAGAGAGAGCUGGACACGGUGCGUGAAACCCUGCGAACGACAGCACAAGAAGCAGAAAAGACAGCACGGGAGUGGCAGGAGAAACAUUCCGCCCUGCAGGAAGCACACCGCGUUACCCUGCUCCAACUCGAACAACAGCGGCCUGCGUUUGACAGCACGGCGUGUGCGCCACUGCUCCGGUUCAACCUGCACCACACCACGCGUGCCCAGCGUGAUGCUCUUGUCCAACUCCGCGAACACGGCCAGUCGCUCGUGUCGGCCGCCAUAUCCAACAUUGUCGCCUUUCUCGCAAACUUUGAGGACCGCGCACAGCAACUGCAGCACCACUUCCCGCUGUCGUCGCCUGGCGUGCAUGAUCUCAUGCAUCUACUGCAGCAGCGCUCCCAGUCGCUCGCACGCAUCACAGCCGCGUACACGAGCUGGGUGUCGGAUGGAGAUUCCACCGCGUUUCAAACGGCCCUCUACUCUGGCGCCGUCUACUUGCAGGACAUUGCGCAACACUUUGCGGUGUAUGAGCAGGUGCAGUCGUCCAGCGAUGCGUGCACGGAUGCUCUUUGCGACAUCAACGCCGACAUCUCCAAACACAUGCACACACUGGCGAGUGCCGUCUUGCGAACGAGCACACACGUGUCGGCUGUCCUGCACCACGCGAACAACAGCAGCAACGACACCAGCAACACGCACACGAGCGAAAAGGCCGCUGACAACAACAACAACAACAACAACAACAACAACAACAACAACAACAAAGACAACAAAGACAACAACACUCGCCACCGGCUAUCGCCCGCUGUUGCGUUUGUGCAAGUCGUGACAUCACUCCGUGAUAUGCAAUCAUCUGCAAAGCAGCUGUGCGCAUCGUUCAAGAGCAAGACAGCGCUGGAGGCGCGCUUGCUGGACCUGGAUGAUGCAACAACAACCACCGACACCAUGCUCAACAGUGCGCUGUCGAAGCUUGCAAGCACGCUUGAUCGCACAUGUGCGUUCUUUCGCGAUCAGCGACGCACGCUCUCUGGACAGCUGUUUGCGUGUCGGGGACAGGCAGGACCGCCGUUCAUGCUGGAGAAGGACCUGGGUGGACAAUUUGUCCACCAAAAGGAGUUGAUGGCGCGUGCGCGGCGGCUGAUGUCGCGAACACAUGUACAGGACGAUGGGACGCUUGACACGCCCGCGGAACCAGCGCACACCACCGCAUACGCGCCAGCAGCAACAGCAACAGCAACAGCAACAGCAACAGCAACAGCGUCAUCAGCACAUGCACAAGACGAUGCUGGCGUGUCGAAUUCGCCGUCCAAUCGGCAGCAGCAGCAGGAACACCUGUCCACCAAUGGCAUUUCAUCACAACCACAGGGCGCCUCGCCUGAUGCAUUCGCUGCACUCAAAGACAAGGUGUCAUCGCUAACAGCUGAGCUGGAGAAGGCGCGACACGACAGAGAACAGGCCCUCCUCGAUGUCGACUUGCUUCGUGUUCGUCUCCAGUCAUCACAGAAACAGCAGCAGCAGCAGCAGCAGCAGGGAAGUAGCUCGCAGGACGCGGGAGUGGCAGGAACGAAACACAACCAAGCAACAGAUCAACAAGGCCAAGCAUCACAGCAACCAGCGCAGCAACAACCAUCAUCAACAGAAGCAUCAGCGGCACCCCCACCCGUGCAGGCGGCACUCGCAGAGAUGGCGCAACGUGAGCGUCUCAUCAAGUCGCAUUAUGCGGACCGCGUUGCCAACCUCGCCGAGCUGCUGCGCUGUGCAGACGCAAAGGCCGUGGCGUACCAGGAGGAGUGCAUGGCGCUCGUGCACAAGCUGCGACGCGCACAGACAACCCAGCAGCAGCAGCGGCAGCGACAACAGCAGUCGAAACAGCACGGCCAGCAGGAGGCGGUGGCGGUGGCAGCCAAGAUGCAGCACAUGGAGGAGACACUCACCACCACCAAGAAGAACUACGAGGCACAGAUUGCUGCACUGUCGGACACGCUCGUGUCGCUGCAGGCGCAGUUGAAGGCGAGCGAGGACCGCGCCGGCCAACUUGAGAGCGCAAUCAGAUCACGCAGGAGAUGACGCCGCGUGUCUGUGUGUGUGUCUGUGUCUGUGUGUAUGCAUGUGUAUGUAUGUGUAUGUAUGUGUAUGUAAGUGUGUGUAUGUGUGUGUAUGUGUGUGUAUGUGU
Molecule: messenger RNA, 2767 nt
Organism: Salpingoeca rosetta
Lineage: Eukaryota; Choanoflagellata; Craspedida; Salpingoecidae
Exons: 14
Coding region: 1-2661 (886 amino acids)
Cellular component (GO): membrane; early endosome
Source: RefSeq, a predicted model, not a curated record